CCAUCUACAGCAGAUAGAUCCAACACCUCUUUCCUCCUGCUCUGUCGCAUCCAUCCAUUAUCUGAUCCGUUCACCUCCACUCAUUCAUUCAUUCAUUCAUUCAUCCAUUCACCUCCAAGGGCGGUUCAAAGGUUGACGAGACCCGACGGACACAUGUUAUGCCUUGCGUAAACGCGACCCCCCCUCUUCGAUGCAUUUUUAUUCAUCUAUUUUUUAUCUUUGCGUCUGUUUCGCGCUCGGGGCCACUGACAUGAGGAGCUGAGACCGACGCCGACUCAAGGAUGAAAAUGCUCCGGUUUCGCAGCCCCAGCAUCCGCUCCUUGGACCAGGAGCUCCUCUGCACGAUCAGGUUACUGGAUGACUCUGAGAUCUCGUGCACCAUUCAGAAAGAGACCAGAGGCCAGUUCCUGUUGGACCAUGUGUGUAAUCAUUAUAACCUGCUGGAGAGGGACUACUUCGGUAUUCGAUACGUAGAUCCUGAUAAGCAAAGGCAUUGGCUGGAGCCCAAUAAGCCUGUGGUGAAGCAAAUGAAGUCAGCUCAGCAGCCAUACACCAUGUGCUUCCGCGUCAAGUUCUACCCCCAUGAGCCAAUGAAAAUUAAGGAGGAGCUCACCAGAUACCUCCUAUACCUCCAGCUGAAGAGAGACAUUUACCACGGCCGCCUCCUGUGUCCCUUUGCUGAGGCUGCAUAUUUGGGAGCCUGCAUCAUACAGGCUGAGCUCGGAGACUAUGACCCAGAGGAGCAUCCAUCAGACUACAUCAGAGACUUCAAGCUUUUCCCUAAACAGUCCCUCAAACUGGAGAGGAAGAUUAUGGAAAUACACAAAAAUGAGCUCAGGGGUCAAUGUGCAGCGAUGGCAGAGCUUAACAUGCUCCAAAGGGCACACAGUCUGGAAACAUAUGGAGUCGACCCCCAUCCAUGCAAGGACUUUACAGGCUCAACAGCCUUUCUGGGCUUCACAGCCACAGGGUUUGUGGUUUUCCAGGGAAACAAGAGGAUUCACCUCCUCAAAUGGGGAGACGUAAGCAAGCUGAAGUUUGAAGGGAAAACCUUUUAUGUCAUUGGAGUCCAGAAAGAGAUCUCCUUAACAGGCAGGAUUCACUGUAACAGGAUGUCUUCACUGAAAAAGCUGGUUUUGACAUUUCACACAUCGACUCCUGCUGCGUGUAAGCACCUAUGGAAGUGUGGGGUGGAGAACCAGGCCUUUUAUAAGUGUGCAAAGUCGAGUCAGAUAAAGACCGUCUCAAGCAGCAACAUCUUUUUCAAAGGCAGCAGGUUCAGAUACAGUGGAAGAGUAGCAAAAGAAGUGAUAGAAGCCAGCUCCAAGAUUCAGAGGGAACCGCCAGAAGUUCACAGAGCACAAUUUGGUCAGAGUCGAAGCUUUAACUCUCUGAGCCAUAAAAAUCUCAUCAUGAACAUGGAACCUCUGGUACCUGCACUGCCAUCCACCAAUGAAUACGAAGAGACAGCAGCAGACUCUGGCAUUGUAGCUGUUAAGGACCCAGCUCCCCUGUCUCCUCUCGAGCCCCCUGGGCCAGACACUGAUCAGCCAAGUGCAGAAAGAGGAAACUCCUCUUUGAUCAAUGAACCACAGCCUCACUGUGUUUCCCUGGAAACCUCAAACAUCCCACCCCAAACACCCAAAGCUGAAGACGGACUGGAGGAAGACGGCGAGGGCUGCUGUCCACUCACCAUCUCUGAACUUGCCUACAGCCCCUGCGCCAGUAUGCUCCCCACCCCAGUGGAGGACAGUCAGGGAGGGGUCAACCAGCUCUUCUUCUCUCCAGUCCAGAGUCCCGCUAGGUUGCUGAGGGAGCUCCACGCUGACCCUGACAUCCAAGCACAGCUGGAGGCUGAAAGGGAGCGAGACCGAGCAUAUGAACGCAGUCGCCUGGCCUCCAGAAGUGGAAUGAGCAGGGCCCUUGCCAGUAGCCUGCGCCUGCUUUCAUCCAACGAGAGAGUCAACACCUGGGUGCUGGGUGUAGCUAGGUUUGCUGCUGUGCUCAUGGGUGUCCUACUUAUCACUGUGCCCACACUGCUGCUGCUGCUAGAGUCGGACAUCGACGUGUCGUUCCUCCACGAGAUCAGGCAGACGCCAGAAUUCGAGCAGUUCCACUACGAGUAUUACUGCCCACUGCGACGCUGGAUUCUCUGUAAGAUCAGCAUGGCCUUGGAGAACCUGUGGUCUGACUGAGGAAGAGGGAGAUAGAAGAAAAGGAAUUAUAUUUCAGUUCAAAGAAUGAUGGAGCCAAAUGUCUGUCUAAACAGGUGGUUUAACUUCAGAUGUCUUAAUUCAUUUUAAUUAACCAGUUAGGUGAAGUUAACUGUCCUGUUCAAAAGUGUUUCCAACAAUUUGAAAAUAAUUCUAUUUCUUUGACCUGAUAGGUAGACUGAUUUACCUCCUAAGGUUAAACUUCAUUUAAGUAAUCAUCAUGAAGGUGGAUCACCUGAUAAGACUGACAUUUCUGGCAAGAAUUACCUGAGAAUAAAAAAGGAAAUCAUGAAGGGAAGCAGAAUGAAUAAUUUAUUUUAUUGGUUUUAUUUUUCUUUACAUUUGAAAAGCUUCUGCACUCCUGAUGCUGACAAGUGGAGACAGAGACUCACUAAUAACUCUGAUUGGUUUCAUCUUUUAAACCAGGUCACCUGAUUGGUUAUCAGGUCUGUCAGUGAUGAAGGAGUGGGUGGGAACUGAAAGAAAAAAAAAUACCAGUAAACACAACAACAACAACCGAUUCAUUAGAAAAUACAAAAUAAUACUGAAAAUUGCUACAAAUAUUAAAUAAGUUGUUUUUAAAGUUUUAUACGUUUUUAUGUGAUUCAGAUCUUUCAGGAAUUUUUCAGUCAGAAGAUCAACCUUGAGCUUAUUUUCAAAUUAAGAGUUUACAAAUGGUCACUAUAUAUAUAUAUAUUAAAAAAUAAAAGCUUAUUUACUCCAGUUUGUCAGAAUGGUGGGUUUUGAGAAAUUAUUUUUUUAAGACUACCAUCAACAGCUGUUUUCCUUGUGGUGGUGGAACUCUGGUUUUACUCCAGCAAAAGUUAGAGCACAAAACUUCAAGCUUCAUUUUUUAUCUUUUUUUUUUAUUUAGUUUUUUUGUUUGGAUUAUUUGAUGUCAUUAUGAAGGAAAGCGCGUAGAGAAAAACAAACCUGUGAUUAUAAAAUGUCUUUUGAGGGACCUUAACUGUUUUGUGAACUAAAUGUCAGUUCUAGGUUAGGAUCAUUAAUUUUAGCAAAUGCAGCAAAAAUAAAACCUAAAGGGAAAGGGAAAAUGUAGAAAGAAAAUAAUGUCAGAUUUGUCACCCGAGGAUUUGAAAGGUAUUACUUUAAAAAAAAAAGCUUUGCGUAUGUGUUGAUGGAAAGCAAAGAAGCAGAUAAAAGGAAAAUAAUUUAAGGAAACAAUCAUCAGGCUUUUAUUAUAGAUACAUGAAUGGAAAAGUGAGGAUUGUCAAUGGUUUGGUCAAAUGGUUCUCAUACUUUUAUAGCAAGUAUUGACUCAUAGAAAAACCACUACAACUAUCUUGAUCAAAUAUUGAAAGUAAUGUGCAACAGUGUCCAUGGACCAAACCAGGUCUCUGCCAUGUUGGACAAGUAAUAUCAAACUAACAGUAAAGAAACAUAUUUACAUAAACUGUGUAAUAUUAUUAUUUUUUUUCAUCUGAAAUGAAACCCGACUACACAUUUUAUCUUUUAGCUUAUUAUGCUCAUAUAAGCUCAUAAUGGUUCCAGUGAUUGCUGAAAAAAUGAGUAGUGAGAGUGAAAUAUGUUCAUUGUUAAUGCAGACAUUUACAUAGACUUCAGGUUUGAGAAAGAACAUGUGAUGAUCUUAUUAAUGGCUUUUCAAGCCUUUUGAUAGGUUGAGUCACACUAUUUAAGUUAAUGAGGAAUGUGGAAGUAUUUCAAGGCUAUAUCUCAAUAAAAAUACAGCUUGACAUUAAGAGUUGUGCAGAUGUGCACAGGUCCUCUUCUCUAUCUUGGAUACAGUUUCAAGAUGCCUGACUGCAUUGCUUUAUUGUGUUUAGUAAUUAAAGUAAUUAGUAAUUUUAAAAAGUAAUUAAACAGAAUAAUGAAAUUACUCUGUUGAAGUAAUUAUAUGCAAGUAUAACCAGAGUGGAAUUAUUCAGCUAUCAUACCUCUCAUAAGUACGUGUGUGUGUGUG
Cyprinodon variegatus (sheepshead minnow) is the source of this 4155-nucleotide messenger RNA. RefSeq names its product FERM domain containing 3 (gene frmd3). Gene Ontology annotation, cellular component: cytoskeleton. The transcript has 17 exons. Gene Ontology annotation, molecular function: cytoskeletal protein binding. The record is from RefSeq and is a predicted model, not a curated record. NCBI's taxonomy places the organism in Eukaryota, Metazoa, Chordata, Actinopteri, Cyprinodontiformes, Cyprinodontidae. Bases 282 to 2195 code for a protein of 637 amino acids.